AUGGUAAGUCCAAUUGGGAUUCUAUAUGUGCAUAUAAUUAAUUUCAUUCAGGCGCCUACGAGACCUAGUGGCAUAGGUGUGCGUAAGAAGCAGAGAAGGCCAUCGAGAGCCUCGACGGAGCGCAUUUCGCGAGAGCGGAAACGAGAUCCCAAGCCUGCUGUUGCAAAGCAGAACAUAAACAAGAGGAGGCCAUCAGAGAAUCCAGUAGCGCCUGUAUCCCAGCGAAAUGUCGCAGGUCCCGCGACGUCCUCAAAGCGUCCAAAAGGAAAGGCGAAGCAAGCCGAUAUCGACGAGAUUGCGGAGGCAGCGCCGGUGUUGCAUCAUCUACAACUCGUUUCUAAGCCACGGCGAAUAUCUGAGGAACAGAUUGCAAAAUGGCCACUGUGCUCUCAGCAAAUUCAGGAUCAGAUAAAAUUCGUGCUGCAGCGCGCUAGGGAUGAGGUUAUGGCCUCGCGGAGAGAUGACAGACGGCGUGAGGAGGCCAGACAAAUAUUGAACAAAGUUUUCAGGGACCUGGAAAGGCAGUUGUCGAUGGUGAAGGUUCCUCCACAUACUAGGGACAUCCAUUUCAACCUGGAUUGGCUAACGGAGCGGAACGAGAGGCUCAGACAAGAAGUCACGACGGCGCGUCACUCCAAUCAACUGCUCGAGGAACAAGUCGAUAAGGCUAAGGUACAGCUGAAGAAGGAUGAGAAAGAGCUAAACACGUUGAAAAAGGAUGCGGCUAGGUGGAAGGAGAUCCAAAAACAAAGUCGGAAGCUUCAUCCCCUCCUGACACUGCCUAAAAAUUUUAAGAUGGACGGAGACGGACCUGAAGAUAUUGGCUUGAAAAAGGCCGCGCCAGUCGAUACGGCUAUGCUCGAUGCUCCGGGUCCCGACAUUGCUCCCCUUAUCGGGCAACUCCGACGCAGCCUAGAGAGCCUGCAGGACAACCAUGAGCAGGUUGAAGGCAUCCACGAGGCGAUGCAGAACGUGCAGGCAGCAUUGGACGGAUUUCUCUUCAAACACGCCAGUUCACCGCAGUAUGAUGCCUUGUGA
Messenger RNA from Lindgomyces ingoldianus, 1038 nucleotides. RefSeq lists its product as uncharacterized. The record is from RefSeq and is a predicted model, not a curated record. NCBI's taxonomy places the organism in Eukaryota, Fungi, Ascomycota, Dothideomycetes, Pleosporales, Lindgomycetaceae. Bases 1 to 1038 code for a protein of 345 amino acids. The transcript is spliced from 3 exons.